Messenger RNA from Chironomus riparius, 6017 nucleotides. NCBI's taxonomy places the organism in Eukaryota, Metazoa, Arthropoda, Insecta, Diptera, Chironomidae. The record is from the annotation of a GenBank genome assembly.
UCGGAACGGUGAAGAUGCACAAAAAAGUUUAAUGAAAAAAAAUAAUUUUUGUGAAACAAGAAAAAAAAUAAAAAAAUAAAAAUUGUGCAAUAACAGAAAAAGGAAGGAAAAUUUAUAUGAAAAUUAAGGAACAAAAGACAAAAAGACCGGACAUAAAAACUUCAGGAGUGAUGCAUGAAAAGUGAUUGCAAAGUGGAAAAUUAAAUUAUUAUCAUACAUCAAAAAAAUAUGUUCUCAAAAAGACAAAAGAAUGAUGAUGGUGAUGAUGAUGAUGCCACUCGAAACUACAACUCAAUUUAUUGAUCUUAUAUAAGAAAAAGAAGAUGAGAAAGUCUUUUAAGUGAAAUCAAGACGAGAACUGCUGUGGGAAUUUUUUUUAAUACACGAAUGAAAAUUUAUAUUUAUGACAAUGCCGUGUAGAAAAAAUAAAUAAAUAAAUAGUGCAGAAAAUAUAGUGUUGCUAGAAAAAUAUUGCAUAAAUUUCCAUUAUUUUGUUUUGUUUUCCUUGCGGAUAAGCACGAAAGAAAGAAAUUUUUUAAGCAGAAAAAAAAUUGUGUUGAAUUUUUACAAUCCACUAAAUUUGUACACCCAGAAAACAAAGGAGAAGUAAGAUAUACGGGGUGAAAAAAAAAAGAAAACAUAUAAAAGUGUAUAAAAGAAUAUCUCAGUGUAUAUAUAUCUUGUGCCGUGUGUUUUUUGAGUGCAGAUAAAAGAUAAAUUUCACAUAAUUUAUGUGCAUAAUGUGAAUAAAAAAAAAUAAAUAAAGAGAGCACCAAAAACCGGGAGGAGCAUAGCAAAGCACAGCACACAAAAAAAUAGUGAAACAAUAAAAAUUGCAUGAACGAAGAAAAAUUUGUCAUUGCCAUGAUUUAUAGCGGAUUAAUACUGUCACAAUCAUCAAUUUAUCUAAAAUUGAAUUAAGAUAUAGACACGACGACGUCGCUUUGAAGGAAAUCUCUGUUGAAGAUAUAAAAACACAGAAACAGCAUAAAAGCAUAUAGAAGGGGCAGCAACGUAUCAACAUUUUGACAUCAAAAGUAGGAGGAGGAGGUUAAAAAAGAAAAAAAUAACAAUUGGAAAGAGAUAAUGGAUUAGAUAGGAGAACCAUAAGCCAAAUAUCAUCACAUCCUAACAUAAAAACCACACAAGUGUGAUAAAAGGGGGGAACGAAAGCCAAAGCAGCAGCCAUUUUACCUGUCUCGUAUUCCCAAAUGAUUGAAAAAACCAUCAAAACGACAAAAAUCAUUCAAAAGCAUGACAUUGAUAAAUUCAUGUUGGCCAAACUCAUUUUCACACCUCAUCAUACUACUCUCAACCAUAACAACAAUAUCCACGAAUCAUUUAUAUCAGGAUGCACAGAGAGAGACCACCGACAGUCUCACAGCACCAUUGGUGUCGAGAAAGACAUUGACAGAAGCAGUGGGAGAUCAACGUGCCACAACAUUCAUUGGUUAUGAUCAUAGGAGAAUUGACAAUAAACGUUAUGACAAUUUGUUCGAUUUUAAGACUGACGUUAAUAAUUUAUUGUUUCAUUCCCAUGACAUUUUAAUGUCAUCGACGCGUAAACGUCGAAAUGUCAACAAUGAUGAUGUGAAUGAUACUGGAACUAAAAAUUUAAUUUUAAAUUUAUCGAAUGCCAACUUCACAAAUCUCAAUAUUCUCAAUGUGAAUAUCAGUACGAGUAAUGUAAUAGCAUUAAAUUUAUCAAAUAAUUUAUUAUCGACACUAAAUGUGAGCAAAUUUUACAAUCUUACAUCGCUCGACUUGUCGCAUAAUCGAUUCAGUGAAUUUAAAGUGAACGGACAUGAGCACUUGAAGGCACUUGAUUUAAGUUCAAAUCUAUUGAAAAAUUUUAGUUGUAUAAAAUGUGAAUGUCUUGAGACACUCAAUCUCUCACGUAAUCUCAUCACAACGAUCGAUGGAGAGUCGUUUGAUAAUUUAAUAAAUUUAAACUUUCUUGACUUAUCAUCGAACGAGCUGAGUGUCAUAGAUCCAACUUUAUUUCGAAAUAAAUCAAAUUUAAGUGAUGUAGUAUUGUCAUGUAAUCGAAUCAGUGUCAUCAAUAAGGAUAUAUUUUUUCAAUUGCCAAGUUUAAGACGAUUGGAUUUAUCUCAUAAUGACAUAUCUGACGUCGUAAAUGACGCAUUUAGUGACUUGACAAGCUUACAAAUACUCGAUUUGUCAUUUAAUCGGAUUCAUAUUGCAUCACUACAAACGAUACAAAAUAUAGCACAACUAGCGCGUCUCUCGAUCGCUGGUAAUGUUAUGCUCAAAAAUGCCUUACGUGCAUUUGCUGUAACAUGGAGUAUCAUGGAAUUGGAUUACAGUCAUGUGGGACUAUGUCAAGUACCAGAUUCACUGGCACAAUCUGUUAGAAUAUUAAAUUUAUAUGGAAAUUUUCUAAAUAUAAUUGCAAGUGGCGACUUUGAGAGCUAUCCAUUUUUGCAUAAAUUAAUUUUGUCGCAAAAUAAUUUGUCAUCAAUAGAGGAGGAUGCAUUAGGGCGAUUAGAGUUGUUAACAAUAUUACAUUUAGAUCACAAUAAAUUGACACAAAUACCAUCGAGUCUUCCAUCGAGCUUAAUCAAAUUAUAUAUGCAAAAUAAUCGCAUUAUGGAGCUCAAUUCCAAUGACUUGAUGAAUUUGAUAAAUUUACAAGUGCUGGAUUUAUCGAAUAACAAAAUUAUUUACAUGCCCCAAUUAACACUACCCGCUUUAUUAUUACUGAGUGUGAGAUAUUGUGGAUUGGAAAAUAUUCAUCGUUCAUUUAUGAAAACAUCACCGAAUUUGAGGCAUUUACUUAUAGAUGGAAAUCUCAUUAAGUGCUCACAACUUGUGGAAAUUGAACAAUGUUAUGAUGCUGUUGGUGUUGAUGUUGAUGAUGAGAAUUAUACAUUAACUAAUGAAUAUAUCAACGAUAAUAUUGAUUACAAUCAAAAUGAUGUCGAGCGUAAAGAAAGACACUUAAAUUCUAUAUCCUAUUUCCCUCACGAUGGCGGUUAUAGAAAAUGUGGUCAAUGGAAUGAGAGCUCAAAUAUUCAUGGAGAAACAGUGCCAAAUUGUUGGAAUGAACAGAAAUUAAUUACCUCAUUUACUAGAACAAAUGAUUCAAGUGACGAACGAGCAGCAGUGCCAAAUAAAAGCAUGAGUAUAAUAAAUAAAGCCAGUGAAAGUAAAACUUUUGAAAAAACAUCAACCACGAACGCCACCAACAUCACAUCAAAUGACAAUAAAUUUAGGAACAUGACAAAAGAAUCUUUGAAAGUUAAAAAUGAUGGAAAUCUAUCAAACGAGACAAUGACGAUAAAUAAAACAAUAGCAAACGAUACGCAUUUUUAUGAGCAACAUGAACAACAGCCAGAAAAUCAACAGAGCAAAAUGAAAUCGAGUGAUAAAAUGAAAAAUUUAAAGGCAAGUGAGGAGGAUGAAGAUGAGCUAAUGAAAAAGGCAAAAUUAGCGCAUCCAGUUAACGUAGUGAAAACAAAGAUAAAGGCAUUAAACAAUAAUGAAAGCAUCAACACUAACAAUGGCAAUAAAAAUUUAUCUCUCGUAAGCGUAGAUGCGCACAAACAAAAGAUAAACGGGGGAUUAAAUAAUUUAAUUCUAAUGAAAACUAAACAUUUUAAAUCGUCAUCAUCGAUGGAAAAUGGUUCGUUGAUCACAAAUGGCAUACAAUUGAGUAUGUCGAAUGUUGAUUAUGUACACAACAACAACAACAACAAUAAUGGCACAACAAUAAUCAAUCGAAAUUUAAUAGUUGAUAAUAAUAGCAAGAAAAAGGUAGGAAAAGCAACAACAACAUUCAAGUCCGACUUGGUUGGAGUUCAUUCGACAACAACAAAUAAAGUAAAUGCAAUUAAGGAUAAUGGAAUGGAGAAUAUCCAUUAUGUAGCACCAGCAACCAAUAAUAAAAGUAAAUCAAUUGAUGGAGUAAAUCGAUUAAAUGAUAACAGCAGUAGUGUUAGUGGCAAUAACAAUAAAGGCAAAAGUCGAUAUGGUCAUUAUAAUGACGAUAGUGAAAAUCGACCGUCAUUAAAUCGAGGGAAGGCAUUUGAAGACGGUAAUAAUAACAGCGGAAAUGAAAAUAUCGAAGCAACAGAUCAUCAGCAACAGCAGCACAUUAUGACCAUAAAUCACACAAUGAAUGGCGAAAAAUCGGAACAUUGGAGCGAUAUUCGUAGAAAUGAGAAUAUUUCAAGUCAUCCAGGUCUACUGAUUGUACUCGCCUCAUCCGUAGGCGUUCUAUUUACCUUCAUUACGGUCUAUGUGUAUCGGUGUAAUUUCAUAAAUUCUUCACGUCGUCGAGUGUGUCGGAGGAAUGGCAGUUGUGAGCACAUUAACGAGGGUCGAGAUGCAUUAAAUGAUAAUUUUAAUGAAGAAAUUCGCUCAUUUACAAUCGAAACACAUAAUCAAUGUAUGGGAAGUGUCAAUAAUGGGGAAAUGACAACAUCAUCGACAGUAAAUCAUUGCGAUUUAUUGCCCAUGGAUGUUUUGAACUCAACAUUAAACCAGUCACAUGUUGACAGGACCAAUAUAUCAAUGCACUUUUGGUGACAUCGAAAACAUUUUGCUACUGUUCGACAUUUUUUUACUAAACAUUUUAAUACGAGUGUUGGUGAUGGUGUGAUUCGAAAUGAUGGCAUUGCCAGUCGAAUACGAACCAGCAACAGUGCGUAUCGAUUAUUUGAGUGAUUUGAAUAUAUAUUGCCUGUCGUUUGAAUCUUCUGACGAUGACACAUAUCAUCAUCAUCAUCACCAUUCCACUCAUUCUGCUCCACGCUUUUUAUGUAUUUUUGGAUUUUCCGUUCCUUAUUCAUUCUACUUUUCUUUCAUUCUUGAGAGAUAAAAUGAAGAAAUGCGUUAGACGCACGUGAAUUCAAUGAAUAGUAAAUAAAAAAAAUAUUUUCGUUUUUUCUUGCUUUAUCGGAUGAAUGAUGUAAAACUGAGGGAAGAUGGAUGUAGAAUGAGGGCUGUAUAAGUGAGAAUUACUCAAUAUUCUUUUCGAAGUACUGUUCUAAAAGACUAGAUGUGAGAUGAUGAAUUAUGUUUGUCUGUUUGUCUGGAUUGUCACAGUUUUGGAGGAAAAACUGAAUAUUAAUGAUUUAUUAAAGAGAAUGCUAUAAAGCAGAAGCUUUAACACAAACAAAAAGUUUUAAUUGAUAACUUAAAAUAACUUGAGUAGCCAAGUUUUAAAUCAAUUAAACAUAUCCAGCCUGCAUUCUUCCAGGAAACUAGUUCAAAUCUAGUUCAAAUAGCGUUGACAUGUUUUUUAAGAUAGUUUGGUACCAUGCGAACAGCACAAGUCGGUUAAUCGAAUAGAAUUCCGGCGCAAAGUUGGCAUGACCCUGACAUGGUGCUAGCUUCAAUUUAAAUCCAGCACCAUGCCCGAGUCACACCGGAUUGUUGUUUGAUUUCUCAUCGAUUAACCGAUUUGUGCCAUUCGGGCCAAACAUAUGUGGCUACAAAAAAACACCACAAAUCAUGUAAAUGCGUCACAAUCCUUCAGUCAUUUGCAAACUCCAACUUAACCCACACCCACAUCAAUAUCCAAUACAGAUUUUCUUCCGUUCCAAUUUGAUUUCUCAUUUCAUUCUUUCAAAAUAACGAGCUAAAGAAAUAUUUUCCAAAGCAAAUGUGAAGUGAUGAAAAUUUGAAACGACAGAAAAAAAUGAAAACUUUUCUUUUUUGCAGCAUCAUUGAUUUUAAUACAUUUUGGCAUAGAAUUUUUUAUGAUUUUCGAGGGAGGAGGGUUUGGCUUAUAAAAAAAGAACGCUAAAUCGUCUUCAUAAUUUGGUUUUAUUAUCAAUAAGUAGCUGCAUUAAAUCAGAUUAGAGUUUGAUCAUUUUUUUUCAUCAACAAAAAAAAAGCCAAUAAAAAAAGAAUUUGGGAAAAAAGAAAAAUUAAGAAUCAGGACUUAAAAAUAAAGUCGUAUUAAAUUGAAGAGAUAUAAAUCCUUUGUGAUUUUUAAUUUAGAAGAAUAAACGAGAAAAUUUAUUAUAAAGACUUUAUUUGUUUAAAUG